AUGAGCGCUAGUGGCUUUUCUUUUAACCUAUGUUUCUCCCACCCUUCUUUUCUUCUCCAGGACUGUCCACCAGAAGCAGGUGAUUUCCGAGCACAGCAGUGCUCAGCUCAUAAUGAUGUCAAAUACCAUGGCCAGUUUUAUGAAUGGCUUCCUGUGUCUAAUGACCCUGACAACCCAUGUUCCCUCAAGUGUCAGGCCAAAGGAACAGCCCUGGUUGUUGAACUUGCACCUAAAGUCUUAGAUGGGACUCGUUGCUACACAGAAUCUUUGGAUAUGUGCAUCAGUGGUUUGUGCCAAAUUGUUGGCUGCGAUCACCAGCUGGGAAGCACCAUCAAAGAGGAUAACUGUGGAGUCUGCAACGGAGAUGGGUCCACCUGCAGGCUGGUCCGCGGGCAGUAUAAAUCCCAGCUCACCGCAACCAAACUGGACAACACAGUGGUUGGUAUUCCCUAUGGAAGCAGACAUAUCCGUCUUGUCUUAAAAGGACCUGAUCACCUGUAUCUGGAAACCAAAACCCUCCAGGGGGCUAAAGGUGAAAACAGUCUCAGCUCUACAGGCAUCUUUCUUGUGGACAAUUCUAGUGUGGACUUCCAGAAAUUUCCAGACAAAGAGAUACUGAGAAUGGCUGGACCACUUACAGCAGAUUUCAUUGUCAAGAUCCGCAGCUCGGGGCCCGAGAACAGUACAGUCCAGUUCAUCUUCUAUCAGCCUAUCAUCCACCGAUGGAGGGAGACGGACUUCUUUCCUUGCUCAGCAACCUGUGGAGGAGGUUACCAGCUGACAUCGGCUGAGUGUUACGAUCUUCGGAGCAACCGUGUGGUUGCUGACCAGUACUGUCACUAUUACCCCGAGAACAUCAAACCCAAGCCUAAGCUUCAGGAGUGCAACUUGGAUCCUUGUCCAGCCAGUGACGGAUACAAGCAGAUCAUGCCCUAUGACAUCUACCAUCCCCUUCCUCGGUGGGAGGCCACCCCGUGGACCGCGUGCUCCUCCUCAUGCGGGGGGGGCAUCCAGAGCCGGGCAGUUUCCUGUGUGGAGGAGGACAUCCAGGGGCAUGUCAGCUCAGCGGAAGAGUGGAAAUGCAUGUACACCCCUAAGAUGCCCACCGUGCAGCCCUGCAACAUUUUUGACUGCCCUAAAUGGCUGGCACAGGAGUGGUCUCCGUGCACAGUGACGUGUGGCCAGGGCCUCAGGUACCGUGUGGUCCUCUGCAUCGAUCAUCGGGAAAUGCACACUGGAGGCUGUAGCCCCAAAACCAAGCCCCACAUAAAAGAGGAAUGCAUCAUACCCACUCCCUGCUAUAAACCCAAAGAAAAACUUCCAGUAGAAGCCAAGCUGCCAUGGUACAAACAAGCCCAGGAAUUCGAGGAAGGAGCCGCUGUGUCAGAGGAGCCCUCGUUCAUCCCAGAGGCCUGGUCGGCCUGCACGGUCACCUGUGGUGUGGGGACCCAGGUGCGAGUGGUCAGGUGCCAGGUGCUCCUGUCUUUCUCUCAGUCCGUGGCCGACCUGCCCGUUGACGAGUGCGAAGGACCCAAGCCAGCGUCCCAGCGCCCCUGUUACGCAGGACCGUGCCACGGGGAGGCUCCCGAAUUUAACCUGGAAGAGACAGAUGGCCUCUUGGGUGGCCUGCAGGAUUUUGACCAGCUCUACGACUGGGAGUAUGAGGGCUUCACCAAGUGCUCCGAGUCCUGUGGAGGAGGUGUCCAGGAGGCCGUGGUGAGCUGCCUGAACAAACAGACCCGGGAACCCGCGGACGAGAACCUGUGCGUGACCAGCCGGCGGCCCCCCCAGCUUCUGAAAUCCUGCAGUUUGGAUCCCUGCCCAGCAAGGUGGGAAAUUGGCAAGUGGAGUCCUUGCAGUCUCACCUGUGGGGUUGGGCUGCAGACCAGAGAUGUCUUCUGCUCCCACCUGCUUUCCAGAGAGAUAAAUGAAACAGUAAUCCUGGCUGAUGAGCUGUGUCGCCAGCCCAAGCCCACCACGGUGCAAGCUUGUAACCGCUUCCACUGCCCCCCGGCCUGGUACCCUGCACAGUGGCAGCCGUGUUCCAGGACCUGCGGCGGGGGCAUCCAGAAACGCGAGGUUCUUUGCAAACAGCGCAUGGCUGAUGGGAGCUUCCUGGAGCUUCCCGAGACCUUCUGUUCAGCCCCCAAACUGGCCUCCCAGCAAGCCUGCAAGAAAGAUGACUGUCCUAGUGAGUGGCUGCUCUCUGACUGGACAGAGUGUUCCACGAGCUGCGGGGAGGGCACCCAGACACGAAGUGCCGUUUGCCGGAAGGUGCUGAAAACCGGUGUCUCAGCAAUUGUCAAUUCCUCCCUGUGCCCGCCCCUGCCAUUCUCUUCAUCCAUCAGGCCCUGUAUGCUGGCCACCUGUGCAAGGCCCGGGCGGCCAUCCACAAAGCAUAGUCCUCACAUCGCGGCAGCAAGGAAGGUCUACAUCCAGACGCGCCGGCAGAGGAAGCUGCACUUCGUGGUGGGGGGCUUCGCCUACUUGCUCCCCAAGACCGCGGUGGUGCUGCGCUGUCCCACGCGGCGCUUCCGCAAGCCCCUCAUCACCUGGGAGAAGGACGGCCAGCACCUCAUCAGCUCUGCCCACGUCACUGUGGCCCCCUUUGGGUACCUAAAGAUCCACCGCCUCAAGCCCUCUGAUGCGGGAAUCUACACCUGCUCGGCCGGACCAGCCCGGGAGCAGUUUGUGAUUAAGCUCAUCGGAGGCAACAGGAAGUUGGUGGCCAGGCCCUUGAGCCUGAGGAGCGAGGAGGAGGCCCUCGCGGUGAGGAAGGCCAGCCCCAAGGAGGCCCUGCAGACGCACAAACACCAGAACGGCAUCUUCUCCAACGGCAGCAAGGCCGAGAAGCGGGGCCUCCCCGCCGACACCGGGGGCCGCUAUGACGACCUGGUCUCGCGGCUGCUGGAGCAGGGGGGCUGGCCGGGAGAGCUGCUGGCGUCGUGGGAGCUGCAGGGCUCCGCGGAGAGGAACGCGUCUUCAGAGGAGGACCAGAACGCGGAGCAGGCCCUCCUGCGUCUGCCCUUCACCAUGGUGACGGAGCAGCAGCGCUUGGACGACAUCCUCCGGAACCUCUCGCAGCAACCCGAGGAGCUCCGCGACGUCUACAGCAAGCAUCUGGUGGCCCAGCUGGCGCAGGAGAUCUUCCGCAGCCACCUGGAGCACCAGGACGCGCUCCUCAAGCCGUCAGAGCGGAGGGGCCCCCCGGUGGCCAUCCCUCCCCAUAAGCACGUGUCUGACUUCAGCAGCUUCUCCCGGAUCUUGUCCACUGGGGAGGGCGGGGGCGGCUCCCGCCGGCCGUACCGCAAGCCUGUCAUCCUGCGCAAGAUCUCCGCCGCCCAGCAGCUCUCUGCCUCCGAGGUGGUCACCCACCUCGGGCAGACGGUGGCCCUGGCCAGCGGGACACUGAGCGUACUUCUGCACUGUGAGGCCAUUGGCAACCCGAGGCCCACCAUCAGCUGGUCCAGGAAUGGAGAAGAGGUUCAGUUCAGCGACAGGAUUCUUCUGCAGCCAGAUGAUUCCUUACAGAUCCUGGCACCUGUGGAAGCUGAUGUGGGUUUCUACACUUGUAAUGCCUCAAAUGCCUUGGGAUAUGACUCUGUCUCCAUUGCCGUCACAUUAGCAGGAAAGCCACUAGUGAAAACAUCCCGAGAGAUGGUGCUCAACACGGAGGAGCCUGCAAUCACAGUUGAUGUAGGAAGCACUAUCAAAACCGUACAAGGCGUGAAUGUGACUAUUAACUGCCAAGUUGCAGGUGUGCCUGAGGCUGAAGUCACCUGGUUCAGGAAUAAAAGCAAACUGGCCUCAUCUCCCCCUCUGCAGGAGGGCGCCUUGGUGCUUACAGCCGUGUCCUCCUUGGAUCAGGGCCUGUACUCCUGCAAGGCGGCCAAUCUGCACGGGGAGCUGACCGAGAGCAGCGAGCUCCUCAUCCUAGAACCCCCCCACGUCCCCACAUGGUUGGACGACAUCCGGGCCCUGCUCUCAGCCACUGGACCGAACCUUCCUUCAGUGCUGACGUCUCCACUGGGAACACAGCUGGUCCUGGAUCCUGGGAAUUCCGCUCUUCUUGGCUGCCCUGUCAAAGGCGACCCUCCUCCCAAUAUUACCUGGUUCCAUGGUGAGCAGCCAGUGGCCAAUGUCACAGGACUGAUGUAUCAUAUCUUGGCAGCUGGACAGAUUCUCCAGGUUGCAAAUCUUAGUGGCGGAUCUCACUGGGACUUCAGCUGCCUUGCUCAGAAUGAGGCAGGAAUGCUCGUGCAGAAGGCCUCUUUAGUGAUCCAAGAUUACUGGUGGUCUGUGGACAGACUGGCAACCUGCUCGGCCUCCUGUGGUAACAGGGGGGUUCAGCAGCCCCGCCUGCGGUGUCUCCUAAACAGCACGGAGGUGGACCCCACUCACUGCGCAGGGAAGGUGCGCCCUGCUGCACAGCCUAUCGCCUGCAACCGGAGAGACUGCCCUUCCCGGUGGAUGGUGACCUCCUGGUCGGCCUGCACCCGGAGCUGUGGGGGAGGCGUCCAGACCCGCCGGGUGACCUGCCAGAAGUUGAGAGCCUCAGGGGUCUCCACUCCUGUGUCCAGUGACAUGUGCACACAGCUUGCCAAGCGGCCAGUCGACACCCAGGCCUGUAACCAGCACUUGUGUGUGGAGUGGGCCUUCUCCAGCUGGAGCCAGUGCAAUGGGCCUUGCAUCGGGCCUCGCCUCGCGGUGCAACACAGACAAGUCUUCUGCCAGACGCUGGAUGGCAUCACCUUAGCAUCGGAGCAGUGCAGCGCCCUUCCGAGGCCUGUGAGCACCCAGAACUGCUGGUCAGAAGCCUGCAACGUACACUGGAGGGUCAGCCUGUGGACCCUGUGCACGGCGACCUGCGGCAGCUACGGUUUCCAGUCCCGGCGCGUGGAGUGCGUGCACACCCGCACCAACAAGGCAGUGCCCGACCACCUGUGCUCCUGGGGACCUCGGCCCGCCAACUGGCAGCGCUGCAACAUCACCCCCUGUGAAAACACGGAAUGCAGAGACACCACCAGGUACUGUGAGAAGGUGAAACAGCUGAAACUCUGCCAGCUCAACCAGUUCAAGUCUCGCUGCUGUGGAACCUGUGGCAAAGCAUGAAGGCAGGGCGGGGCGAGACCACCCCGGCCACACAGAGGACUCACGCAACCACCUCGGGCAGAACUUAAGCUUUCUUCGUGUUAUUUAUUUAUUUGCCCCUCCCCACCCCCCCACACACACCCCUCUUCGACCUCCUUCCUUGCCCCCUCCCCAGAUGUGAGGCCCCAGCUGUCUGCUCUGGGCUGGCUGGAGGACAGAAUGAGGGGACGGGACAAGGACGGAGGUCUGAAGGAGGCAACAGAGCCCCCUGGCCAGCCGGCUCCCUCCCAAACCUGGGUCCCAGAGAGACCCAGGAAGAGGCCAGCGUAGCCCCCAGGACAGCAGCGAGCCAGAGCCAACAGCAGACGAAAGGGGGGCCAAAGGGUAGGUGCCUGAGAGUUUGUGAAGCACUGGUAUUGACUCCGGACAGCCAAGGAGUCUCUCCUAGCCAGGGAUGGUCAAGACCGGGGAGAGGGGACAUCAGCCAUGCUAAGGACCCAGCCCAGAACUCAGCUCUUCCACUGGGGGAGCGGGGGUUCAGAGCAACAAGAACUCAAAACACUGCAGGAGUAAAGGGAAGCCAAUCCAAGUAGCCGGAGUGGACGGUGAUGCAGAAAAUGAAGUAGGCAGGGCAGGGACAGAAGCGCAAAGAAAGUGGUGUGUGUUCCUGAGAGAAGGGGACAGCUGGGAAUGAGCAGGCAGCUGGUGAGGUUCUGAACCCCAAGCCCACGUGCCUGGUGGACCUCUGUGGGGUCAGGGGAGGCCCUGGGGCUCAGAGCUCUUCUGCCCUUGGGCCCAGGCUGCAUGCAGGAGCCAUGCCCUCCCAAGGGCGGAGAGGAGUCCCUGAGGCAGCUCAGUGAACUUGCUGCCCACACCCCCAGGGCAGAGCUGGUGAGACAGCAGGGCCUAGCUGUGCAGUCAUGCCAUCCCUGACGUCUCUUCUAAAUCAAGAGUCCCCCAGCCCGGAACUGCUGACACAGGCCAAGGUGUUUUGAUCUGAAUAGACUGGGUUUCCUACCUAUAAGGUUUUUAAUGCUUCACUGAAGGGCCAGGGACUAGGGUCAGCUUGUCAAAAACCAAGCCAUUAAUCGACUUGUCAGAGCAUCCAUCAGAUCAGAGCAACCACUUCCUUCCAGAGCUGACCAGGUGUGGGUGGGGCCAAGGGGCACAUCAGCAAAGCCGAAGGGUAACUAAAGCUUCCCAGAAGGUCCUUGAAGGCUUUUCAACCAUACCCUCCAUACAGUGAAAUAUGAUAUACUCUACCGGAAUUAAUAUACCUCGGUUUUGCUAAUUCAGUGUGGGCAAAGCAGCAUACACACCUAGUCAUGCCAUCAGCUAUGGUAGAGAGGCUGUAGCAAGUCCAGUGGCAAAACUGAAAAUCUGGGACAUUUUGGCAAAUUGCUCGUUCAGCGGAGUGGUUUUGGGGGAGAGAUUGUGUCCGCCCCCCACCACAAUGGCCCCCAUUUAGCAGCAGCUAGAGCAGAGCCGAGUGGCCAGGGUCACUCACCCCUCACACAGACUGCCCCCCGCCACAUAUACAGACUCGCAAAAUGCCACUCACCUCUGGGCCACCACUGACAUCAGGGCUGCGUUUUCCAGCCAGCCUGGAAAUAAAAGUUGGGGUGGGGGGAAGACAUUACACUUUGUAUCCGCCCCAGGUGAGCUGUGGACAGUUAAGGCGGUUUCCUCACCAUAGUAAUGGGCUCUGAGAAAUCAUGUUACUAAAAAUCAGUGUAAUUUUUAUUUAAAAUAAAAGAGAAUGUUUUCUAUGUCUGUACAUCUUUUGUGAAUAUUUAUUAGGAUUUCUUGUAUAAAAAAGUGCAAUAUUAAUAAUUGUACAUUGUCUUCCAGAAAAAAAAAUAAAAUAUUUGGGGGACUUUUUAUUAACUUCCUGCAGUUGUGUUCCUGUAAACUCAGUGGCAAUUAUUGUAUUGUUCCUAUUUUUAGACGAAGCUGAUGUUUAACUCUGGAUCCACCCACUGUGUACAGAAUACAUUGUAAUAGUCGGCACGGGAUGAUGGGGCAAUAAGAGGGGAUUCGUUUGUGACACAACAGUCAUGCACAAAAUGCGGAAGAAGGAUUCCAUACUGGUACUAAUGCGGUUGGUUCUUUCUAGUUCAAUAGUUCUAGAAACCCAGUGGCCAAUAUUUACAGUUCCUGAACAGCGGAGGUCCUCAAGCUUGUCCACGUGUCAGGGUGUAGCAGGUGAAGAUGGCUUUCAGAGCGAGCCCAGAGGACCGAGGUUUGGGGUGGGAAACAGCGUGCUCCUUCCAUGAGAUGAAUGUACAUUUACUGUUUGUUCUGUGAAUCGUGACUCAGCAGCACCACGAGAUUAUUAGGGCUGCUGAAGAAUGUGGGAGGAGGCACCUCCUCCUCUAAAACACAAAACUGUAUUUAUAUUUUUUUUUGUACAGAUAAUACAGCUUAUUUA
Messenger RNA from Odocoileus virginianus texanus, 7522 nucleotides. The record is from RefSeq and is a predicted model, not a curated record. NCBI's taxonomy places the organism in Eukaryota, Metazoa, Chordata, Mammalia, Artiodactyla, Cervidae.